Messenger RNA from Scatophagus argus, 3839 nucleotides. RefSeq names its product protein-O-mannosyltransferase 2 (gene pomt2). The record is from RefSeq and is a predicted model, not a curated record. The transcript has 21 exons. Gene Ontology annotation, cellular component: endoplasmic reticulum; membrane. Lineage: Eukaryota; Metazoa; Chordata; Actinopteri; Scatophagidae. Gene Ontology annotation, molecular function: dolichyl-phosphate-mannose-protein mannosyltransferase activity. Bases 519 to 2813 code for a protein of 764 amino acids. Gene Ontology annotation, biological process: protein O-linked glycosylation via mannose.
GAAACUACUUCGCUUCUACGUAUUUCGUUGUCUCGUGCGACGACCUCUCGUGCUCUCUGCGUUGCUAAUGUAAAUCUUUAACUAAUGUUAUUUGAAGCGACAGGGAACAUUAGCACUUUGUCAUGCAUUAUUGUUUUGAGAGGUUACAUUUGACGAACGGAUACGCGGUUAGAAAAUAGCAAGCUAGGAUAAGUAUGUGUUAUCGAUGAAAAUGCCUUCAUAGCUUGGCGACAGUGUGAGAAAUAUGUCUGAUAAUUUGUUGAGGAGAAAAGGAGUGACGUUCACUGUCAGUAGCGCCUGUGUUGACAUACACUACACUUAGCUGGUGCUCCAGUAUUAAAUCUUGUUCGUAUCAGUGUUUUUAAAUGUAUUUUCCCCAGAUAGCACAGUUACACAUCAUCUCGUUAACACUGAUUAACUAGCUAUUUUUAUUGCAUUGUAUGACUACAUAGUCUAAUAUAUUAGACUUACCUGUCUUCGAGGGGGGCUGGUCAUUUUAUUGCAGGUUAUAUUUCCUAAUGGCAAAGGAAGAAUGCAUUACACAGUGGAACAAAACAGGAGACACCCCAACACUACGAAGCAGAAGAAUCUUUCCCGCCCCAGAAAAAACCCCAUCCACUAUUUUCUCAAAGGAUAAGAACAGUCAAACUGCUGAGCGGUUAUCAGAAGAUGAAACCUAUUCCUCAAAUGGGACAUCUGCUCAGUUUUCGGCCAGAGGAAAUGUCAGUGACGAGCCCCCAGGCAGGGUGCUGCUGAUGUUGGUGGUGGGGAUGUCUUUUUCUACACGCCUCUACAAGAUAACAGAGCCCCCACAUGUGUGCUGGGAUGAGACCCACUUUGGAAAGAUGGGGAGCUAUUACAUCAACAGAACCUUUUUUUUUGAUGUCCAUCCUCCUCUGGGAAAGAUGCUGAUAGGUCUUGCCGGCUACAUGACAGGUUAUGAUGGCACCUUUCCUUUCGUAAAGCCAGGAGAUAAAUAUGAACACCACAACUACUGGGGGAUGAGAGGAUUUUGUGCCGUUUUGGGCUCUUUUCUCCCAAUCUUUGCCUACCUCGUAGUGCUGGAGUUGUCUCAGUCUCACACUGCUGCUCUCAUCACUGCCAUCCUGCUCAUAUUUGACACUGGCUGUAUCACUAUUUCCCAGUACAUCCUGUUAGACCCAAUACUCAUGUUCUUCAUCAUGGCAGCAGUGCUGACCAUGGUCAAGUUCUGCCAUCAGAGACACAGGCCUUUUACUGCCUCCUGGUGGCUAUGGUUGGUACUGACUGGUGUAAACCUUGCUGGAGCAUUGGGAGUGAAGUUUGUUGGUCUGUUUGUCAUCCUGCUUGUGGGAAUGAACACAGGCUGGGACCUCUGGAAACUUUUGGGAGACUUGAGUCUCUCCCUGGUGGAAAUUGCAAAGCACUUCCUGGCUCGGGUUGUUGGACUCAUCCUGCUCCCACUUCUCCUCUACGUUACAAUAUUUGCUAUCCACUUUGUCGUGUUAAACAAAAGCGGACCUGGAGAUGGUUUCUUCAGUUCAGCCUUUCAGUCUCGUCUAAUUGGGAAUAACCUACACAAUGCAUCCAUGCCUGAGUACCUGGCAUAUGGCUCCACCAUUACAGUUAAAAACCUCCGUAUUGCUGGAGGCUAUUUGCACUCUCACUGGCACCUGUACCCAGAGGGAGUGGGGACAAAGCAGCAGCAGGUGACAGCCUAUCUCCAUAAGGACUACAACAACUUGUGGAUUGUUCACAGACAGAGUGAUAACGAUUCUCAAUCUGGGAAACCUGAUCUGGUCCGUCAUGGUGACAUCAUUCGACUGGAGCACAAAGAAACCACUCGUAACCUUCACAGUCACCUGCAUGAGGCCCCUAUGACCAAGAAACAUUUCCAGGUUACAGGCUAUGGCAUUAAUGGCACAGGUGACACCAAUGACCUGUGGCAGGUGGAGGUGUGCGGAGGUCAGAAGGGUGACCUGGUGAAGGUGCUGCGUAGCAAAGUCCGCUUUCUGCACCGAGCUACCGGCUGUGUGCUUUACUCCUCUGGCAAGACUCUCCCAAAGUGGGGCUGGGAACAGGUGGAGGUGACCUGCAGUCCGUACUUGAAGGAGACUCCAAGCUCUCAGUGGAACAUUGAAGAUCAUAUCAAUCCCAAAUUGCCCAACAUAAGUUUGUCUGUGCUGAAGCCCCAUUUUCUGGAGAUCCUGCUGGAGUCCCACAUCGUUAUGAUAAGAGGUAACAGUGGCUUGAAACCCAAAGACAAUGAGAUGAACUCAAAACCCUGGCAUUGGCCCAUCAACUAUCAGGGGUUGAGAUUUUCUGGAGUGAACGACACAGAUUAUCGUGUUUACCUGCUUGGGAACCCUGUGGUCUGGUGGACAAACCUGGCCAGUUUAGGAUUGUAUCUUAUCAUGGUGGCUGUGGCGUCUAUAGCCCUCCAAAGAGGUGUGUCAUUGGGCCAGAAAAGAAUAGAACAUUCUCUUGUGCUUACGAGAGAAGGAGGACUGCUGCUUCUUGGCUGGCUGCUGCAUUAUGCACCUUUCUACACUAUGGGCCGUGUGCUCUACUAUCAUCACUACUUCCCUGCGAUGCUCUUCAACAGCAUGCUAACAGGGAUUACAUUAGACAUUCUGUUGAGAAGCUCUGACCUGCUUCUCCACCCACCGUAUUCUGAUUGGCUGCAGAGAGCUGGGCUGAUGGUACUUCUGUUCAGUGUUCUUUACAGUUUCUACCUGUUCCAUCCACUCUCCUACGGUAUGACGGGUCCUCUGGCACACGAGUCGGGCAGCGCCAUGGCUGGCCUGAAGUGGAUGGACUCCUGGGAGUUCUAGUCAGCUUUGCACAAAGAACAAACUAAUAUUGUGACGAAUGACCCCAAUUCCAGGAAAAGUUUGGUCGCUGUGUAAAAUGAAAACAGUGUGCAGUCAUUUCGAAACUAACUGUGUUAACAGUUUUAUGAAGUAUUCCUGAUCCGAUGUGGUCGUGUGUUUGACAAAGUGGUGAACCUCACCCUAUUCUUGGUUGUGACAAACUGAGCUUUUUGAGGAUGCUGCUUUCAUACCCAGUCAUGAUACUCUCACCUGUUACCAAUGAUAACGUUUACCUGUGGAAUGUUUCAAACGGUUGAUUUUUCUUUCCAUAACUUUUGCCGGCUUUUGUUGUAUAUAUGUCAAGAAGGAUAAGCAAGUUAUCACAUUGUGUUUUAUUUGUGUAUUACACAGUGUCCCAGUUUUUUUUUUGGAAUCGGGAUUGUAUAACUGUUUUCAGCAUAAGGGACUUAAAUCAAGGUCUCGUGGACUUAUAGUCUUAGAGUGUUUACAGUAAAAGACAAUUUUCUUAAGGUACUGACUGUCACUGCUGUGGAGUCUUUAGUUGUAGAUGUAUUUGUGUGUCUGAACAUUUCCAAGUAUUGUAAUCUGUAUAGAUUUGAAUCAGUGCAAUAUGGAAGCCAGAGUGUUGUGGAGUUUUUGAAAAUAAAGACCAAGACACUAAUUAUCACCAAACUGCCUUAACUCAACACAUCUCACAUCCUGGACUUCUAUAGGUAUAUGUGUUUACUGUACGUCUCAGUAAUAAACUAAAGUGCCUGAGAGGAGGAGGAGUGAAAAUAAUCAGAUAAAUUCACAUGCUGCAUCUCCAUGUUCAUUCAUCAGUCUUUAAGAAAAUACUUUUAGUUCAGUAGAUAUCAGAGUUCUGUGGUAUCAUGUUUUUGUUUGUGAUUGUCUUGGUCUUACUGUCUGGUCUGUACUUUUUAAUACUGUCCAUAAUGGUUUCUUUGUAUUAGACUACUACUGACUCUCAGUGUCAUAUGUAGGCGUACCUGUCAGCAUGAUCAAUAAAUUGUGAUAUUCUUGCGG